AUGGAACUCUUUUGGUUUCUGGUCUUUGCUAAUUGCCUCGCCCUCUCCGUCUCUGCUGCAGAAGAUAAUAACGCCAAGAGGCAGACCUUCAUCGUCCAGGUCCAGAAUGACUUGAAACCUUCUGUGUUCCCCGAUGUCGAGCACUGGUACAGCUCUACUCUUCGAAGCCUGGCUUUUAAUCCACUAGCCUCUCAAAAUCCCACCUUUCACCAAGGAGAAAGCAACUGUUACGAUUUGCUUCAUGUCUAUAAAACUGUAUUCCAUGGCUUCUCUGCAAAGCUAACCUCCCAAGAGGCCCAAGAAAUCAAGAAGCGCCCUGGAAUUCUCGGUGUCUAUCCGGAUCGAAUUCGUCAUAUUCACACGACUAGGUCGCCUCAAUUCCUUGGACUUGUCGAGAACGGCACAGGCGGUCUACUGGCUGAUUCCGACUACGGAUCCUCCGUUGUGAUCGGCGUUCUCGACACUGGUAUAUGGCCCGAACGGAGGAGCUUCGACGAUAAGGACCUUGGCCCCGUGCCUGCCCACUGGAAGGGCGAGUGCACCGAAGGGCAAGCAUUUCCCAAGACCCUUUGUAAUAAGAAGUUGGUUGGCGCCAGAUACUUUCUAUCGGGAUACCAAGCCUAUGCCGGAAAAUUAAACGAAACCACCGAAUUCAGGUCGGCAAGAGACUCUAUUGGACAUGGAACUCACACGGCAUCUACGGCAGCGGGCAGCGACGUCCCGCAAGCUUCGAUGCUGGGAUAUGCCACCGGUGUUGCCGUUGGAAUUGCGCCGAAAGCUCGAAUUGCAGUGUAUAAGGUAUGUUGGGACAUGGGCUGCUUCGACUCUGACAUACUCUCCGCCCUAGACAAGGCAGUGGAAGAUGGCGUCAACGUGAUUUCCCUAUCCCUCGGCGGGGCUGUUCUUCCCUACCACCAGGAUCCUAUCGCAAUCGGUGCUUUCGGUGCAAUGGAAAAAGGAGUGUUCGUAUCGGCUUCUGCCGGAAACAACGGUCCUGAAACAACGACCGUCACAAAUGUAGCUCCCUGGAUCACGACGAUUGGAGCAGGAACAAUCGACCGGAGAUUUCCUGCCGACCUUCUAUUAGAGAACGGCCCUGUCAUCACCGGAGCUUCUUUGUACAGUGGACCGUCCUUACCCGAGAAGACAUUUCUGCCAUUGGUUUACGCAUGGAACGCAACGGUGAUUCGUAGAAACCGGACUAUUUUGGGUCGCAGUGAAGCUCUAACUGCAGCUCUUUGCACGCCAAAGUCGUUAGACCCAGAGCUUGUACGUGGAAAGAUCGUUCUGUGCGACUACAGCGGGAUUUCACGUGCCGCAAUGGGGGCCGCAGUUAAGGAGGCAGGUGGAGCGGGCAUGAUUGCGACCAACGUUUUCCCGGCCGGCGAGGGUCUCGUAGCCGAUGCUUACCUUCUUCCCGCCUUAGCUAUCACAGAGUCGGCUGGGCGCAUCCUCCGUGAAUAUAUCAGCUCUUCACAUAACCCACGAGCAACGAUCGUUUUCCAUGGGACCCAGUUGGGUGUCAAACCGGCACCUGUCGUCGCUUCAUUCUCAUCACGAGGGCCCAACCCGAAUUCACCCUACAUCGUGAAGCCCGACGUGAUCGCCCCAGGUGUCAACAUCCUAGCGGCAUGGACCGAUACAAAAGGCCCCACAGGGUUACCAUCAGAUACUAGGCAAACGGAGUUCAACAUCAUCUCAGGUACAUCGAUGGCCUGCCCCCACGUCUCGGGCCUGGCGGCUCUGCUUAAGGGGGCGCAUCCCGACUGGUCGCCGGCGGUGAUCCGGUCGGCGCUUAUGACCACCGCUUAUAUGCAUGACAACACGGGGAAAGGUUUGCUAGACGAGCGUAACUACACCACAUCAACAACGUGGGGCGUAGGUUCGGGACACGUUGACCCUGACAAGGCCGUAGAUCCAGGUUUGGUCUACAAUCUUACGGUGGAUGAUUACUUGGAUUUCCUCUGUGCUUCCAACUACACACGUCAUGAUAUUCGAUUGAUUGCACGAAGGGCAGUGAAUUGCAGAAGAAAGGAGAAGGUGCCAAUGCCAUGGAAUGUAAAUUACCCCUCGAUUGCCGUUAUUUCUGAACAAUCUGGACCGUCUAAAUUCACGAUCGAGGUCACUAGGACGGUGACGCACGUUGGGAACGGUGCAUCGAGCUACGCCGUAACGGUUGAGAAUCCACGAGGGGCCGUAGUGACGGUGGAUCCUCCAAAGAUGGAAUUCCGCAACAAGGGCGAAAAGCAGAGCUACAAAGUGAAGAUAUCAGCAGAGAAGGUGGAGAUGGCGCCCGGAAAAUCGAGUGAGUAUGGAAGGUUGACUUGGACAGAUGGGAGACACUUGGUGAGUUCACCCAUUGUAGUGACCUUACUGAGAUACACAACUACUUCUCACAUUUAA
Messenger RNA from Nelumbo nucifera (sacred lotus), 2403 nucleotides. Its product is annotated as subtilisin-like protease SBT1.5. NCBI's taxonomy places the organism in Eukaryota, Viridiplantae, Streptophyta, Magnoliopsida, Proteales, Nelumbonaceae. Gene Ontology annotation, biological process: proteolysis. Gene Ontology annotation, molecular function: serine-type endopeptidase activity. The record is from RefSeq and is a predicted model, not a curated record.